This is a messenger RNA of Darwinula stevensoni, 730 nucleotides long. The record is from the annotation of a GenBank genome assembly. Lineage: Eukaryota; Metazoa; Arthropoda; Ostracoda; Podocopida; Darwinulidae.
AUGAGAGCCGCAGGGACGUGCCCGGCGAAGAACAACCAACGAUGCCCGAGGUCUGCUCCGAAAGUGUGCACCAGCGACACGGAAUGCACCCAGGGCCAGGUCUGCUGCCAGGGGUGCGAUGCGAACAAGGUCUGCAUGAGAGCCGAAAUACCUGAAAUGCGACAUCUCUAUAUUUUUCAGACGAAAAUGAAUGCCCAGAAUCCGACGAUAUCCAUUGCCCAAAGUGAUGAGCUGCAGCGACACGACCUGCGCCAGCGGCCAGACUUGCGCGAUGGUCCAGCCCAACUGCGACCAUCACAGCGCCUCCUGCUUCCUCAAGCCAACCUGCCUCCCUGCAGGUGCCAGUACGUGCAAUGGCGUACAAUGCGAAACGGGACGCGUGUGCGUGCUGCAAGAGGCGAAGAGCUGCACCGCCCCGCCGUGUAACCCUACUACCAAGUGCGUCAGACCACGAGGAGAUCAUGGUCAUCCGCAUAAACUUGUUAAACGUCAUUAACUGGCCCAAAUUAUGGGGUAAUGAAAAUGUUUCCUUUUCCUUUUCCGUUUCCAAUUCUGAACAAUCUUCCAAAUUCUCACUGAAGUUAACGCACGUACCAAAUUUCACUUACACAUUUCUUCGGCGCACAUGCCUUCAGCUGGCAUUUUCCCCUGUAAGCUAUGAAUUUCUUCAUUCUGGAAUCAAUCUCAACUUGAACCACAUAACUAAAUAAAGGCUGCUUUGCAAUCUCAA